Messenger RNA from Rhinichthys klamathensis goyatoka, 456 nucleotides. It is a transcript of the gene ccl19a.1, whose product is annotated as chemokine (C-C motif) ligand 19a, tandem duplicate 1. Gene Ontology annotation, cellular component: extracellular region. The record is from RefSeq and is a predicted model, not a curated record. NCBI's taxonomy places the organism in Eukaryota, Metazoa, Chordata, Actinopteri, Cypriniformes, Leuciscidae. The coding region runs from base 38 to 397 and encodes 119 amino acids. Gene Ontology annotation, biological process: neutrophil chemotaxis; positive regulation of GTPase activity; monocyte chemotaxis. The transcript is spliced from 4 exons. Gene Ontology annotation, molecular function: CCR chemokine receptor binding; chemokine activity.
CUCAACGCUUGUUCCAGCAUCUUCUGCUCCCGUUGCCAUGGCUUCAUCCGUCAUUCCUGCGCUGAGUGUGAGUCUCUGUGCACUGGCAUUCGUUCUCUACUGCAGUCCGGCAGAGGCUCAGGCGGACUUAGCAUUGGACUGUUGCCUGACGGUUAGCUAUAAAUCCAUUCCUAAACACAUCCUCCUUACUUACCGGAAGCAGUUUAAAGGUGACGGCUGCCCCCGUGAUGCUGUUAUAUUCACGACCAGGAAAGGUCGUAACCUUUGCGCCCCGCCUGCCGCUGAAGAGCAGUGGGUUGAAGAGAAUAUCAAGUUUCUGGACACUAGGCUCAAGAACUGCAAAGAAACCAAAUUCAGGGAGAAACGCUGUCAUGCCCUGAAGAAUUUGACUAUUUGAGUGAACACACACACACACACACACACACACACACACACACAUUCAAUGGCAGCUAACAU